Molecule: messenger RNA, 1179 nt
Organism: Rotaria sp. Silwood2
Lineage: Eukaryota; Metazoa; Rotifera; Eurotatoria; Philodinida; Philodinidae
Source: the annotation of a GenBank genome assembly
AUGAAACAACAACCUGGAACAUCAAAUCAACGUACCAAUGAAGAUAUAUUACGUGAUAUGAUUCGAGUCAAAACAUUAUCUAUUGGUGUUGGUGUUAAAAUGUCUCGAAAACAUCGACAAAAAUUAAAAUGGUCUUUAACACAAGAAACACCAAAAGAUCAUCCUCCAUCACCUCCAAAAUCAGAAGAACAACAACAAGAACAAACACCUGGUGUUAAAGUUUAUGGUGUAGCAAUGCCACCACCAUCUUUUCAACAAACAAUUACGAAAACAUCACGUUUAGAUGACGAUGAUGAUGAUUAUGAUGAUCAACUUUAUGCUAAUAUUAAUUUACCUCCAUUAGAUUAUGAAGUACAUUUUCAAUUACAAAAACGUGAACAUCAUGGUCUUGGUUAUAAAGGACUUGAAUUAUUAAAUUUAUUUGGUCAUAAUAAUUUAUUUGUUCAACCAUCAAUUGAAAAACAAAUUAGUAAUGUUAAAAUUCGUGGUCAAGCAUUUGGUGUUGGUAUUGAAGAAGAUGAAGAUGAUAGAGAUUUAUUUGCGGAAGAUGAUCUUAAACAAUAUGAUUAUGAAUUAACAACAACUAAUGAUAAUUCUACUGAUAUUAUGCGACAAAAAACACAAGAAAAUAAUUUUGCAUUGAAAUUUGCUCGUUAUGAAUCUAUGUCAAUGGCUGUUGUUUAUUCGCCACCUGUAAUACCAAUAGAUUUUCGUAUUGGACAUCGUUUUCCUAAAUCAGCAAUGCCAUCACCACCUCCUCCAGCAAGUCUUUCUAAUGAAACAUCAGCGAAUGAACCACUGAAACAAACAUCGAUUAAACAUGAUGCUAAUACUCGUGGUCUUCUUCUUGGUGAUCUUUCAUUUCUUUCUCGUCCACCACCAAAUAUAAGUAUUCCACCACCAAAUGAUAUUGAAAAAGAAUGUUCAUCACAUAUAACUCCUACACCAACAAAUGCUGCUCGAACACAAUUUCUUGAUGCUAUUAAAGAUCGAUUUACAUCAUCAUCUGAUCGUGUACAAAUGACUGAACGUCAAUCAUUGAAAGUUGCUCUUGAAAGCGAUUUAAAAAAAGCUGUUUCAAUGAAUCUUUAUGGUAAUUUAACUCGAUCUAUAUCUGAUUGGAAACCAAAUCGAUUAUUAUGUAAACGCAUGAAUGUUUCUAAUCCAUAUCCAGAGUAA